UCGAGUAGCUGCAGCCUCUGGGAGCCCAGCUUGGCAGCCCAGCUGGUCUGGACAGAGCCCCGUGACUCGGCCUCUGCCUGUGGGACCAUGGCAGAGGUGGAUGCUUUGCUGUCAGUGGCCGAGUGGCUGCGAGCACUGCAUCUGGAGCAGUACAGCGGUCUCUUUGAGCAGCACGGACUGCUGUGGGCUUCCGAGUGCCAAGGCCUCAGUGAUGCCCGCCUGUUGGACAUGGGCGUGCAGCUCCCUGGCCAUCGGCGCCGCAUCCUGGCUGGCCUGCUCCGGGCCCAUGCACCCCCAGCCCCUGCACCUCGCCCCACCCCACGGCCAGUGCCCAUGAAACGCCACGUCUUCCGCUCACCACCUACAUCUACUCCAUCUGAACCACUUCCCACUGGUGUGGAGGAUGAAAGGCUGCCCCCUGCACCCCCCAUCCCACCUCGGAGGAGCUGUCAUCCACCUUCCUGCUUCUCCACCCCGUCCACAACUGCCCCGGACCCUGUGCUGCCUCCAUUGCCCGCCAAACGACAUUUGGCAGAUCUGAGCGUGCCGCCUGUGCCCCCUCGCACAGGACCCCCACGUAUACUGGUGAGCCUGCCUUCUAAAGAGGAGGAGUUCCUGCCACCAUCACUGUUAUCCUGUCCCCGAGCAGAGGCUGAGGAGUCCCCAUCCACUCUCUCCCAGAGGCCUCCUCAGCCCCCAUCUCCACUUCCCAGUCCCCCUGAGAUCCCCCCAAAACCUCUGCGCCUCGUCCCAGAGUUUGAUGACUCUGACUACGAUGAGGUCCCAGAGGAGGGGCCAGGGGCCCCAGCCAGCGUGAUGACCAAGAAGGAGGAGCCCCCACCGAGCCGAGUCCCACGGGCCGUCCGCGUGGCCAGUCUGCUGAGCGAAGGGGAAGAGCUGUCAGGGGACGACCAAGGGGAUGAGGAUGAGGAUGACAACUCCUACAAGGGCCUCCCCAAUGGUGAAUGGCACACUGGUAUCCUGAACUUGCCCUUGUCCAGCAGCCCCCGGAUCCCUGAGUUCCCACCUCACCCCAUGGAUGGACUUCCUGGGGGUUCCACCCCCAUCACACCGGUCAUCAAGGCUGGCUGGCUGGACAAGAACCCACCACAGGGAUCUUACAUCUAUCAGAAGCGAUGGGUGAGACUGGAUGCUGAGUACCUGCGUUACUUCGAUAGUAACAAGGAUGCCUACUCCAAGCGCUUUGUCCCUGUGGCCUGCAUCUCCCGAGUGGCUGCCAUUGGGGACCAGAAGUUUGAAGUGAUCACAAACAACCGGACCUUUGCCUUCCGGGCAGAGAGUGACGCUGAACGGAAGGAGUGGAUGCAAGCGCUGCAGCAGGUUGUGGCUGAUCAGCGUGCCCGGGUCCGACUCUCUAAUGCCUGUUUGUCAGGAGUUCAAGGCUCAGAGCUGCCUGACCACUCAGGCAGUCUAGAGCUACGUGGCUUUAAAAAUAAGCUGUAUGUGGCCAUAGUCGGGGACAAAGUGCAACUCUACAAGAAUCUGGAGGAAUAUCACCUCGGCAUUGGCAUCACCUUCAUUGACAUGAGCGUGGGCAAUGUCAAGGAAGUGGACCGGCGCAGCUUUGACCUCACCACCCCCUACCGCAUCUUCAGCUUCCUGACUGAUUCGGAGCUAGAGAAGGAGCAGUGGCUGGAGGCCAUGCAGGGAGCUAUUGCUGAAGCCCUGUCCACCUCGGAGGUGACUGAGCGCAUAUGGACUGUGGCCCCCAACAGGUUCUGUGCCGACUGCGGGGCUGCCCAGCCUGACUGGGCUUCUAUCAACCUCUGUGUCGUCAUCUGCAAGCGCUGUGCAGGGGAGCACCGUGGCCUGGGCGCUGGCAUCUCCAAGGUGCGGAGUCUGAAGAUGGAUAGGAAGGUGUGGACGGAAACACUCAUCGAGCUCUUCUUACAACUGGGCAAUGAUGCCGGUAACCGCUUCUGGGCAGCCAAUGUUCCCCCCAGUGAGGCCCUGCAGCCCAGCAGCAGCCCUGGUGCCCGGCGGCACCAUCUAGAGGCCAAGUAUCGUGAGGGCAAGUACCGCCGCUACCACCCGCUCUUCGGCAACCAGGAGGAGCUGGACAAGGCCCUGUGUGCCGCAGUCACCACCACAGACCUGGCUGAGACCCAGGCACUUCUGGGCUGUGGGGCCGGGGUUAGCUGCUUCUCGGGGGACCCUGACACUCCCACGCCCCUGGCUCUUGCUGAGCAGGCAGGACAGAUACUGCAGAUGGAAUUCCUUCGGAAUAACCGGUCCACAGAGGUCCCUCGACUGGACUCAGGGAAGCCCCUGGAGAAGCACUACUCAGUUGUCCUGCCCACUGUGAGCCACAGUGGGUUCCUCUACAAGACUGCUUCUGCUGGCAAGCCACUGCAGGAUCGCCGUGCCCGAGAAGAGUUCAGCCGACGCUGGUGUGUCCUUAGCGACGGGGUCCUGAGCUACUACGAGAAUGAGCGGGCAGUGACACCCAAUGGGGAGAUUCGAGCCAGCGAGAUCGUGUGCCUGGCAGUGCCCCCGCCGGAUACUCAUGGCUUUGAGCACACCUUUGAGGUAUACACAGAGGGAGAGCGGCUAUAUCUGUUCGGGCUGGAGAGUGCGACACUGGCUUGUGAGUGGGUCAAGUGCAUUGCCAAGGCGUUUGUGCCUCCGCUGGCUGAGGAACUCCUGACCCGGGACUUUGACCGGCUUGGGCGUCUUCCCUACAAAGCUGGCCUGAGCCUACAGCGGACACAGGAGGGCUGGUUCUCCCUCAUUGGCUCUGAGCUCCAUGCCAUCUUCCCAGAGAGGCCUCGUGAGGAGCCACUGCAGCUACGGAAACUGCAGGAGCUUUCCAUCCAAGGGGACAACGAGAACCAGGUGCUGGUGCUGGUGGAGCGAAGGAGGACACUCUACAUCCAAGGGGAACGGCGCCUGGACUUCACUGGCUGGCUAAUGGCCAUCCAAAAAGCAGCAGCCAGCUCGGGGGAUACGCUUUCAGAGCAGCAACUUGGGGACUCGGACAUCCCAGUGAUCGUGUACCGCUGUGUGGACUACAUCACACAAUGUGGCCUGACCUCAGAGGGCAUCUACCGCAAAUGUGGGCAGACUUCGAAAACCCAGAGACUCCUGGAGAGCCUGCGGCAGGAUGCACGCUCUGUGCACCUUAAGGAGGGCGAGCAGCACGUGGACGAUGUCUCCUCAGCUCUCAAGCGCUUCCUGCGGGACCUUCCGGAUGGACUCUUUACUCGUGCUCAGCGCCUCGCCUGGCUAGAGGCUUCAGAGAUCGAGGAUGAUGAGGAGAAGGUCUCUAGGUACCAAGACCUUCUGGCACGGCUGCCCGCAGUCAACCGCGCUACCGUGAAAGCCCUUAUCAGCCACCUGUACUGUGUCCAGUGCUUUUCAGACACGAACCAGAUGAACACACACAACCUGGCUAUUGUGUUCGGGCCCACGCUCUUCCAGACAGAUGGGCAGGAUUACAAGGCCGGCCGAGUGGUAGAAGAUCUCAUCGGCCACUAUGUGGUGGUGUUCAAUGUAGACGAAGAGGAGCUGAGGAAGCAGCGGGAGGAGGUAACUGCCAUUGUGAAGAUGCGUGUAGCUGGUACUGCCAGUGGUACCCAGCAUGCUGGUGACUUCAUCUGCACUGUGUACCUUGAGGAGAAGGCGGCAGAGACAGAGCAACAUAUCAAGAUUCCAGCAUCCAUGACAGCGGAGGAACUCACCAUGGACAUCCUGGACCGCAGAAACGUGGGGAUCAGGGAGAAGGAUUAUUGGACCUGUUUUGAGGUCAAUGAACGGGAAGAGGCAGAGCGCCCACUGCACUUUGCGGAGAAAGUCCUGCCAAUUCUGCAUGGUCUGGGCACAGACAGCUACCUGGUGGUGAAGAAGCACCAGUCCAUGGAGGCCAUGAUGUUGUAUUUGGCCAGCCGUGUAGGUGACACCAAGCAUGGCAUGAUGAAGUUCCGUGAGGACCGCAGUCUUCUGGGGCUGGGCUUGCCCUCUGGUGGCUUCCACGAUCGCUACUUCAUUCUCAACAGCAGUUGUCUGCGGCUUUACAAGGAGGUCCGGAGCCAGAGGCCACGGAGCGGGGCCCCUGAGACUAGUCAUCGGCCUGAGAAAGAAUGGCCAGUCAAGAGCCUUAAAGUCUACCUUGGGGUGAAAAAGAAACUGCGGCCGCCCACUUGCUGGGGCCUCACAGUGGUGCAUGAAACGGAGAAACAUGAGAAGCAGCAGUGGUACCUGUGCUGUGAUACGCAGAUGGAGCUCAGAGAGUGGUUUGCCACCUUCCUCUUCGUGCAGCACGAUGGCCUAGUGUGGCCCUCGGAGCCUUCACGUGUGUCUCGGGCGGUGCCUGAGGUCCGGCUAGGCAGUGUUUCACUGAUCCCGCUGCGUGGCAGUGAGAAUGAGAUGCGCCGAAGCGUGGCUGCCUUUGCCUCGGACCCCUUGUCUCUUCUCCGAAAUGUCUGA
Elephantulus edwardii (Cape elephant shrew) is the source of this 4446-nucleotide messenger RNA. It is a transcript of the gene ARAP1, whose product is annotated as ArfGAP with RhoGAP domain, ankyrin repeat and PH domain 1. Bases 88 to 4446 code for a protein of 1452 amino acids. The record is from RefSeq and is a predicted model, not a curated record. Gene Ontology annotation, cellular component: cytoplasmic vesicle; trans-Golgi network; plasma membrane. Gene Ontology annotation, molecular function: phosphatidylinositol-3,4,5-trisphosphate binding; GTPase activator activity; protein binding. Gene Ontology annotation, biological process: positive regulation of GTPase activity; signal transduction. Lineage: Eukaryota; Metazoa; Chordata; Mammalia; Macroscelidea; Macroscelididae. The transcript is spliced from 34 exons.